Molecule: messenger RNA, 1810 nt
Organism: Dunckerocampus dactyliophorus (ringed pipefish)
Lineage: Eukaryota; Metazoa; Chordata; Actinopteri; Syngnathiformes; Syngnathidae
Product: ras-related protein Ral-B
Exons: 6
Coding region: 319-942 (207 amino acids)
Biological process (GO): Ras protein signal transduction
Cellular component (GO): plasma membrane
Molecular function (GO): GTP binding; GTPase activity; GDP binding
Source: RefSeq, a predicted model, not a curated record
GUGUCCUUGAUAGAAAACCAUCAGUUUUUACAUCCGGAAGGUGGGGCUUUUGUCGCUCAAGCGGGUUAGCGUUUUUAGGGACCCAAUGCAUCGAUAUGGUCAAUUAACGCAAGCUUCCAGAUAACAUCAGCCACUGGCAGAAAUACAUAUCCUGUAUUGUGAGACUCACUGCAUACACUAGCCUACCUCCCCCUCCUUUGCUCAUCCAAUCAGCAGUCAGAGCGCAGUCUCGAUGCAUUCACGGACUUGAGGAUGUGUCAAGAGUGCUGAGAAGUCUGCUUGAAGGCGUCCCAGAGGGAAACAAAGACCACUUCAAUCAUGGCAACCAGUAAAAGUAAAAACCAGAGUUCACUUGCGCUGCACAAAGUCAUAAUGGUGGGCAGUGGCGGGGUGGGGAAGUCCGCUCUCACCUUACAGUUUAUGUAUGAUGAGUUUGUGGAGGACUACGAGCCCACCAAGGCUGACAGCUACAGAAAGAAAGUGGUUCUGGAUGGAGAAGAGGUCCAGAUCGACAUCCUGGACACAGCCGGCCAGGAGGACUACGCCGCCAUCAGGGACAACUAUUUUCGCAGCGGGGAGGGCUUCCUGCUCGUAUUCUCCAUCACGGAGCAUGAGUCAUUCACUGCCACUGUAGAGUUCAGGGAGCAGAUCCUGCGAGUGAAAGCAGAGGAGGAUAAGAUCCCGCUCCUCCUGGUUGGAAAUAAGUCGGACUUGGAGGAACGUCGGCAGGUGUCCGUGGACGGGGCCCGCGGUAAGGCUGAAGAGUGGGCUGUCCAGUACGUCGAGACAUCCGCGAAAACCAGGGCCAACGUUGACAAGGUAUUCUUUGACCUGAUGCGUGACAUACGGGGGAAGAAAAUGUCAGAAAACAAAGACAAAAACGGAAAAGGAAAGAAUAAGAAGAAAAAGAAGACCUUCAGAGAGAGAUGCUGUCUACUCUGAGUUCCUCGAGGACCUUAAUAAUGCACAGGACAACUGCUAAGAAGGGGGAGUCAAGCAGAUCAUUUCUGCCAUUGCCAUUAAAAAAAUAUUUUUUGUAUCACCAGUAUGAAUUUUUGGUCUUAAAUAUAUAUUUUUUUGGGCUGCUGUGCAAUUGGAAGUUGACCACUGUCCUGACUGCAUUGCCCGAUGAACUGCCACUGACACACUUUAUCUCCAGAUAUCCUCUUCUUGUAUGGAACUCAGAGAGGCUGCCUUUGACUACGCCCCAGAGGGCGUCACCCAUCAACUUAGCGGCGCCCUUAUUGUCCACCCGUCCAUUUUCUAUGCCGUUUAUCCUCACUAUGGUCGCGGGUGCCCUUAUUGUCUUUGCUUUAAUUUACAUUAUUGUCUUGUUUUAUUACAAGCUUUGAAGCUUUUCGAUUUGUUGCUCCGUUCAACUAAAUUUACAGCAAAUCUAUUUUUUAAUUAACAUUAUUCAGGAUUUUUCUUGAUAUGCCUUUGAUAUGGGGCCUAAAUAUCUACCAUUGGGAUUAUGUUUUCCAGAAAAAAGUCCCACUUUGUUUUUGCAUAAGGUGCCCCAUCAUAUUGAUGUCAUGUGACCCAUCCCACCGUCCCCAUGCAUGCACUACAAGGUCUAUUUGCUUAUUUGAGAGUUUCUGCCAGCAAUAUUACUGAUGAAGACCUAAAGUGGAGCUUCAAUGAUAAUACAUAGGUUUCAACUUCCAUUUCAUCAAGGUUAACGGGAAAUACAGUACUUGUAGUAAUCAUUCUUUGUCAUUUAUUCUCUAUGUUCCUUAUAUUUCCAUGACUGUGACUAUGCUUUUAUUUCUAUGCUGUGAUUGUUGCUGAAUAAAUGUUUUUAUAUAUA